Theileria equi strain WA is the source of this 566-nucleotide messenger RNA. RefSeq names its product 60S ribosomal protein L34a, putative. Bases 110 to 544 code for a protein of 144 amino acids. NCBI's taxonomy places the organism in Eukaryota, Apicomplexa, Aconoidasida, Piroplasmida, Theileriidae. Gene Ontology annotation, molecular function: structural constituent of ribosome. The record is from RefSeq and is a predicted model, not a curated record. Gene Ontology annotation, cellular component: ribosome; cytosolic large ribosomal subunit. The transcript is spliced from 2 exons. Gene Ontology annotation, biological process: ribosome biogenesis; translation.
AGUUGAUGUUUUAAAGUUUCAAUCACAAGGUAAAAGAAUUUUAAUUACCCGUCAAUUUUGUACUCUCCCUACAUAAGUUAUAGUACAGUUGUCUAUUUAUUUUUUUAAAAUGGUUCAAAGAGUACACUAUCGCCGCCACUGCAAAUACAAUACAGCAUCAAAUGUUGUAAAAAAAGUUAAGACCCCUGGCGCAAAGCUUGUAUUGCAAAACGUCCAGAAGAGGGCCAAGGGUCCAAGAUGCGGCGACUGCAAGAGGCCGUUGGCUGGUAUAUCGGUUGUAAGGCCUCACCUCUACAAGAAUCUCAAGAGGAGAGAUCGUAAGGUAUCACGCGCCUACGGUGGAGCACGCUGCCACAGCUGCGUUAAGGAUAGAAUUAUCCGUGCCUUUUUGAAGGAGGAGCAAAAGUGCGUCAAAAAGGUCGUUUUGGAGCGUGAGCAGAAGGUAAAGUCCGUUGAGAAGGCCUCCGCCAAGAAGCCCGCGAAGGCUGAACCAGAGAAGCCAAAGGCCAAGACAGAGAAGAAAAAGACCGCACCAAAGGCUUAGGUUCCUAAUUUGUUGCCUAUUU